Alternaria burnsii is the source of this 168-nucleotide messenger RNA. RefSeq lists its product as uncharacterized. The record is from RefSeq and is a predicted model, not a curated record. NCBI's taxonomy places the organism in Eukaryota, Fungi, Ascomycota, Dothideomycetes, Pleosporales, Pleosporaceae. The transcript has 2 exons. The coding region runs from base 1 to 168 and encodes 55 amino acids.
AUGCACUCAUCGCUGGGCAUGCAGAAGAAGCAGCGACUACGGGAGGAGAGGCCAGCGGAUGCAACCUACCGUCGCUUGCACGUUCUGACCCAGAGCACUUUGCAUCUGCCAGAUUCAUCACCCGCGCCAUACAAGCUUACAACGCCAGCGCCAGCGAUAUGCCACUAG